ACUUGUCAGGUAGCGUCUAAGUCCUCCGGUAAAUGUUUUUUUCAUGUCGUUGCUGUAUCCCAUGUGACUCCUCUCUAUUUUUGUCUCUGCUUGCUAUUAAAAAAGCCUUGGGUUGUAAAGUGAUACCUCCACCAGAUCCAAUGAACAUUGUGUGUGUCUGACAUUUUCUGUGGCCAGAGCUACAGAAUAAAGGGGAGAAAGAAGGGCAACAUCGGGAAUCGUGGAUUUACCUUGACUGGAGAAUGUCGAAGAAAACUGUCCCUUUCUCCUCGUUUAUGUCAACUGUCAAAAGACUGGAACAGAGACUGGAGGAUCUACAGGUUCAUUUUGACUUUAUACAGAAAGCAGCAGAUGAGUUGGAUCGACGUCUGGCUCUGCAGGGAGAUUCUAUAGCGAAACAAGAAGGCCAGAACGAGACAUGGAAAUCUCUGAUGGAAACCAGCUUUUCACCACGGGAACAGGACCUCUUGUACAGCUACACUGUGGAUGCCCUGGGCUUUCUGCGCAAUCUGGUGAGAGAGCAGUUGCCAGAACUGGAAAAAGACCUUCCAACACUGGCUUCCAUAUUGAAACUAAAAAGCCGAAAUGAGCAAAUAAAGCAGGCGUACAACACUGCUCUAAAUAAUCUGGGCCUUUCCGAGGACAAUGUGAAGUCUCUGUGUGUUUUUCUCAUCACCUGCUACUAUGAUGCAAAGUAUAUACCUCGGGAGGAACGAAAAGACUGGGCAGGGAAGAUGAACCAUAUGAUUGAUGUUGUUGUUACCAAUCAGGAGAUGCAGAAAAGCUUUAAGAAUGCAUUGCUGGCAACAGAAAAGGCCCAACUUCUCAAAGAUACAAAUAAAGAAGGCUAGUUGUACCCGUGCUCCAACAUCAUAUACAAUCAAUGAACUUGCUUCAGAGGAAUAUUUACUGUAGCUAUAAUCUCAUGGUGUAUCUCCUCUGUACAGGUUAGGAGUAAAAUAAUUAUGAUAUAGAAA
Molecule: messenger RNA, 977 nt
Organism: Xenopus tropicalis (tropical clawed frog)
Lineage: Eukaryota; Metazoa; Chordata; Amphibia; Anura; Pipidae
Gene: smco1
Product: single-pass membrane protein with coiled-coil domains 1
Exons: 3
Coding region: 243-851 (202 amino acids)
Source: RefSeq, a predicted model, not a curated record